UUGCCGCAUGCAGCCUCCCCCUGCACACUAGCAACACCAUCACCGUCACCGUGAGCCUCCUGCGUUCCUCAGCCGUGUACCAGCUGAACCAUACCGCCAACCCAGUAAGAUCACACCGGCGAAACACCAUGUUCCAGCGUGUAUAACCCACGGUAGCCUCAGCCGUCAUGGUAUCUCCCUCCUAGCCGCAACAACCGCUGCCCCAAGUUCAACCGUAGCCCCUCCAUCACUGCCUCUUUCCGCUGCCUUGGAAAGCCACAGGAACAUCACUGCCGCCUUGGUUUCCUCUUCGCCGUGCUAGAAACUCUCUCAUCUCCACUUUCUCUGUUGCGGCCCGAAGCCACCACAGAGGGCGCUACAAGGUCAUCCUCCACCGAUUGGAAACUGCCCUACCACCGCCCAACGCCUCCCCGUGGCCUCCAUUGUAAGCCACGAAGCUGUGAACCCAACAGCCCCUGUUUUGCAACGUUGAAACCAGUGCAGUCAAUAGGAGUCCACUGCCACCGUGAUCAUCCCACACUGCACCGCACGGUUGUCCCACCACUGGGUUCCUCCACCGCAACCGUGAACCUCUCUUACACCGCUAGGAGUGGCCUGAAACCACACCCGAAUUCAAGAAGGAUCCAGCAACUGAACGCUGCUUAUCACCAAGCCAUACGGUCGGUUUUAUUGCGCUCACCGCCGUGCCCCAACGUGCCCAGCCACCUUGCACCGUCUCCCUCCACUGACCACCAAGCAACACACUGCCCGGCUCUCUCUCUCUCUCUCUCUCCCCCACGCUAGUUCUCUCUCGGUUAGUCCCUCUCUCUAGGUAAUUCUCUCUGUGCGUAGCUCUCACUCUCUCCCCCAGAAGGUGCUGUAUGCCGCAGCUUCUCGUUCCGUUUGCUAAACUGGCGCAAAGAACCGUCUCGGAAAAGGGAGCAAAAUCCUAGCUAAACUCGACUCGACUCAACAGAAAGCCUCUUCCCAUUGUGCCGCUUUGCAUCAACCUGUACAAAAAUGGUUCGCAGCAUCAAAAGCGCGAAGAAAAUCAAGAGAAAGAGCAAGGGCUCGGACAAAGGAGAUGGGUCUUCGUCUUCGUCAUCUUCGAUACCCUCGAUGCCGGCAAAGGUGUGGCAACCAGGUGUGGACAAAUUAGAGGAAGGCGAGGAGCUUCAGUGUGACCCCUCGGCCUACAAUUCCCUUCACGCCUUCCAUAUUGGCUGGCCCUGUCUUAGCUUCGAUAUUGUAUGCGAUACACUGGGGUUGGUCCGAACGGAGUUCCCACAAACAAUGUAUUUCGUCGCGGGUACUCAGGCAGAGAAAGCUUCUUCGAACUCUACUUAUCAAGAAAAGAAAGCUUCUUCGAACUCUAUAGGAAUAUUUAAAAUAUCCAACAUCACAGGGAAAAGACGUGAGCUAGUGCCUUCCAAACCUGCAGCUGGAAACUCUGAUAUGGAGAGUGACAGCAGUGAUAGUGACAAGGAAGAUGAGGAUGUGGAGCUUGGUGGAUCUGGGAGUCCGAGUUUGCAGUUGCGCAAGGUAGCUCAUGAAGGAUGUAUAAACCGUAUACGUGCCAUGCCACAAAAUCCCCAUAUAUGCGCAUCUUGGGCAGAUAAUGGUCAUGUGCAGGUAUGGGACUUCAGCUCUCAUCUGAAUGCUUUAGCCGAAUCAGAAAAACAAGGUGCCCAGGGGGCUUCGUCAGAUUUCAAUCAGGCCCCAUUAGUUAAGUUUAAGCACAAUGAUGAAGGCUAUGCUAUAGACUGGAAUCCUAUUGUUCCGGGAAGGCUUGUAUCUGGGGACUGCAACAAUUGUAUUUUUCUGUGGGAGCCUACAUCUGAUGCGACAUGGAAUGUGGAUACCCAACCAUUUAUUGGUCAUGCUGCGAGUGUCGAGGAUCUACAAUGGAGCCCUACAGAAGCUCAUGUGUUUGCCUCAUGUUCUGUGGAUCGGACUAUUGGAAUAUGGGAUGCCCGUUUAGGGAAGUCAGCAGUAGCAUCUUUCAAGGCUCAUAAUGCAGAUGUGAAUGUCAUAUCGUGGAACAGGCUGGCUAGCUGUAUGUUGGCAUCUGGCAGUGAUGACGGGACAUUUUCUAUUCGUGACCUCAGAUUGCUUAAGCAAGGAGAUUCUGUAGUGGCACAUUUUGAAUACCAUAAACACCCUAUCACGUCCAUUGAGUGGAGUCCACAUGAACCCUCUACUUUGGCUGUUUCAUCAUCAGACAAUCAGCUAACAAUAUGGGACCUUUCCUUAGAAAAGGAUGACGAAGAGGAGGCAGAGUUCAGAGCUAAAACAAAAGAGCAAGUAAAUGACCCUGAAGAUUUACCUCCACAACUUCUGUUUGUUCAUCAGGGUCAGAAAGACUUGAAAGAAAUACAUUGGCAUUCGCAGAUUCCAGGAAUGGUCGUAUCUACUGCAGCAGAUGGUUUCAACAUCCUGAUGCCUUCUAACAUACAAACUACCCUUCCCUCGGAUGGUGCUUGAAACUCGCAUAUGAUCUGUUGCUAUUCUUCUUGCACCAAACUGCUAUACAUAUAUAUGUUUUAUAGCAUCAAUGGGAUGGCAUGCAGCAGCUGUAUGUUUGCAUGUGGCGUUGUCCAGAUGCGUACAUCUUGAAUCCAUUCAGAAUCAGCGUUUUUUUUUUUUUUGUUGAGUAUGUUAAUGACCUUGACCCCUCCCCAGUACCUCUUUAAAAUUCGCACUUGCUCCCAAA
Messenger RNA from Juglans regia (Persian walnut), 2692 nucleotides. Its product is annotated as glutamate-rich WD repeat-containing protein 1-like. Bases 1000 to 2463 code for a protein of 487 amino acids. The transcript is spliced from 12 exons. Lineage: Eukaryota; Viridiplantae; Streptophyta; Magnoliopsida; Fagales; Juglandaceae. The record is from RefSeq and is a predicted model, not a curated record. Gene Ontology annotation, molecular function: protein binding.